GAGCAGAAAAUAAAAGCAACGAAGAAGUCAACCGCUAGUCAAUCCAGCUGCUCCGCUAUUUAAGCGUAUGACAUCUUGUGAAUUUUGAUCGUACGCAAUGGAGAAUGAUAUUAUCGUUUCUCUCGAGGAUUUGGGGUAUCAAGGCCCACUGUUGGAGGACGGAGCUCUGGAGUCAGCUGUGACUGGUGGGGCUGCUUCACCGGAGUUUACCAAGCUCUGUGCUUGGAUUGUGUCAGAGCUCCAACUUUACAGUAAACUGGAGGAGAAUGUCCAUGCGACCAACUGUCCAAGUGAGGCAGAGGGCUUCCAGUUGGAGAUGAGCGGGCUGUUGGCAGAACUCGCUUGCCCUUACGCCGUCCUCACGAGUGGAGCUGUCAACCAAAGGCUUCUCAACACCAACGACUGCCUGCUGCUGCUCUCCUUUCUGGUAUCCGAGCUGGAGGCUUCCAGGAUGAUCCUGGUCAACACACCCCAGAAGAAAGCCCAGGAGUGUGGUAGCCCCGCCUUCCAGGAACUAAAAGGCAUCUGCAUGGCACUGGGAAUGUCCAAGCCUCCAGCCAACAUUGCUAUGUUCCAGUUUUUUAGUGGCAUUGAGAAAAAGCUGAAAGAAGCCGCAAGUAGAGUGCCAGCCAAUCAUAUAGGAGACCCUUUGUUGAAGAAUGCUUUUGGACCCGUGCACAUGGAGAAAAUCGAAGCCAUCAAUCAAGCACUUGUCAAUGAGUAUGAAGUGAGAAGAAAGAUGUUGUUAAAACGGCUGGAUGUGACGGUGCAGUCUUUUGGUUGGUCAGAAAGAGCAAAGUCACAUGCUGGGAAUUUGGCUAAAGUUUAUCAGCCGCUACGUUCUGCCCUCGGUACCCAAAGCAAAGUGUCUGUAGCGCACCUUCUUGCAGCCCGACAAGACUUUUCAAAAAUCCUUCGCACAAGCAGUGGCAAGUCGAGAGAGAAGACUGCAUGUGCCAUUAAUAAGGUUGUAAUGGGUCGCGUGCCAGACAGAGGAGGGCGUCCAUGUGAAAUUGAGCCGCCCCCUCCAGAAAUGCCUUCAUGGCAAAAGCGGCAGGAUGCUCCCCAAGCUAGUGGACAGUAUGGCGGAAGCAGGGGCGCUUACGAUCAUUAUUCCCAAGGCAGUCGGGGGGGCUAUGAGAGGGGCGGAGGAGAAAGAGGAGGCAGGGGUGGCAGAGGCGGAAGAGUGCAAGGGGGAUGGGGUGAGGGGGGUGGAGGAGGGAGAGGUAGUUACAACAAGGGCCAGUAUCACGAUUUGGCUGCUCAUCAGGGUGGUGGCGGCGGCGGCGGCGGCGGAAUCAGAGGUCCUUAUAGAGGAGGCGGGAGCAACCACGGAGGCCCCCAGGAGUCUGGCCACCAUUCAGGCUAUAAUGACAAUUACCACCAGAAUGGAAACUGGCAUCAAGAGAGAGGAGGAGGAGGAGGAGGCGGCAGAGGAGGCAGGGGGAGAGGAGGCCGAGGAGGAGGAGGAGGAGGAGGAGGCGGCUGGGGAGGGAGAGGAGGCCACAAUGUUAAUCAAGGAGGACACUUUGAACAGUUUUUCCAACAUGGUGGCCAGAACUACAACCAAGCUGGUUUUAAUCAAAGCCGCCACUACAAUAGUUGAAGCUAGUCAGCCGUGUGGGACAUGACAGCAUAGUCCGCAAACAACUUGAGAAGGAAGGCCUUACCGAGCGAGCUUACAUUUCAGCAGUCUGAUCACCACUAAAUGAUGCGCACAGUAUACUUAUACAUCGAGUAAAUGUUUGCAGCAAUGUUUACAUAUGAACUGUACUGGCUUUUUUUUUUUUUGUCAUCUCCCUCCACAAUGACAAUUCUUGAUAAAAGGUUUGUCAGUAACACUUGUUUGCUCAAUUUGAAAUCAGGUGACUCGGUCAUAAAGCUUCACUGCUCUCCA
Molecule: messenger RNA, 1897 nt
Organism: Syngnathus typhle (broad-nosed pipefish)
Lineage: Eukaryota; Metazoa; Chordata; Actinopteri; Syngnathiformes; Syngnathidae
Gene: tslig3a
Product: family with sequence similarity 98 member A
Exons: 8
Coding region: 98-1606 (502 amino acids)
Cellular component (GO): tRNA-splicing ligase complex
Source: RefSeq, a predicted model, not a curated record